AUGGGUGGUAGGAAUUCACAGAAGAAGAAUGUUGUUGUUCUGCUAGAUUACGAUGAUACCCACAGUUUUAGUUGGUCAUCCGCUGUUCGCUCCGAUCACGUUGGCGUAUCAGAUGCUCCGACAGAGUUUGUACGUCAUCCACAGAAGAAAAAGACAUCGCUGGACCAACAUUUAGAUGCCCUUUUUGAGAAAAAGCCUUCUACUAGGGAGAAUGCAUUGGCAUCAAUGAUAGAAGCUUUUAAUGUCAAUGUACAGCAUAAGUUUGUGGAGAAGAAAUCUGCUACCUUGUUGUAUCAAUGUUUGAAUUGUAUCAAGCGGGGCUCUGCCAAAGAGGUGGCCAUGGCAGCUCACUUGGUUGGACUUUUGGCUUUGACAACGGGUCCUGGGUCUCAAGCUCAAGAAAUAUUGCGAGAGUCGGUAUCCCUUAUCUCUGAGGCCCUCAAAUCUCCAAGUGACCUAGCUAAGAUGUCGUCUUUGUUGGAGUGUCUGGCAAUUAUUACGUUUGUGGGUGCUGAGGACCAGCCGGAGCUUACUCAGAAAUCUAUGCAAUUGGUGUGGGAAGUUGCAGCUGCUAAACCUUCACAACCACCUUUGAUAGCAACUGCAGUGUCUGCUUGGUCAUUCCUCCUUACCACCAUGGAUGGAUGGCGUCUUGAUCCUAAGAGUUGGCAAGGGUCGAUUGCUUUCUUUUCUACUUUGCUGGAUAACAGACCAGUGCGUAUUGCAGCUGGUGAAGCCAUUGCGUUGAUUUUUGAGAUAGGUAGCCUGGGAAAGUUUUGUGAGAGUUCCAGUGAAAAUUCUAACAAUGAAGCUGACAAGUCUCCGGAGCUGAUGCAUAUUCAAGGGCUAAGGUCUAGUAUCCUAACCCAAGUGAAGAAUCUCUGUGACGAGGCUGUUGAUCUCAAUGGUCAGAGAAAUAGUUUCCAGGAUAUCUUGGAAUUCCUUGAGGAAGGAUACAGCCCAGAGACUACAGUAAAAGUUGGUAGGCAGUCGAUGAGUACAACCUCUUGGGCUCAAUUGAUCCAGGUGAAAUUUUUGAGGCGUUUCCUUGGUGGCGGAUUUGUGAAGCAUAUGCAGGAGAAUGAGUUUCUUCAUCACGUCUUUGAUUUCACUCCUAAGAAGAAGUCUCUUGCAGGUCAAUUGUCUGCGACUGAAAAGGAGACUAAGCAAGUUAAUGAUCUCUUUGAUUUCAUCCCUAAGAAGUCUCUUCUCACGGUUGCAGCUGUCCAAUCUCGAUGUCCUGCCAUUGAAAAGCGGUUAAACAAGUCUCCCAAUUCUGGUCUCAAUAAGGCCAGGACUAAGCUCCUCAACAAAGAAAGGGCGACAGCUCUGGAUAAUAACACUGGACAUUUUGCUGUUUGA
Messenger RNA from Oldenlandia corymbosa var. corymbosa, 1362 nucleotides. The record is from the annotation of a GenBank genome assembly. NCBI's taxonomy places the organism in Eukaryota, Viridiplantae, Streptophyta, Magnoliopsida, Gentianales, Rubiaceae.